AUGAGCACUUUACCUAAAGAUGCACUAAACAAUCCAAUAUUGCGGUCAGACUCCAGCGAUAAUGCUCCGUAUUUUCCAAUUUACGUAGUUACUGCAGUCAUGGCAGGAGUAUUCGUUGUGGGGCCUAUUGUUGUUCCACGGGGUCCUCACCGAGGUUUGAUAAGAGUCUCUUUAAUGCUUACCACCAUCUCCCUAUGGCUAUUUUGGGUGACAAUAUACAUAGCGCAGAUAAAUCCCCUCAUGGGUCCUCGGAUGGAUAACGCUUCACUAGCUUGGAUUGGAUACUGCUGGGGUGAAGAUCCUAAGAAAGUGGGCUUGCGUCUUGGUCUACCUCCAGAUUCGGACAUUCCUGAACUGCCUGUCGGGCCUCCAGAACCGCCGCCUGAAUUUUAA
This is a messenger RNA of Arctia plantaginis, 393 nucleotides long. NCBI's taxonomy places the organism in Eukaryota, Metazoa, Arthropoda, Insecta, Lepidoptera, Erebidae. The record is from the annotation of a GenBank genome assembly.